Molecule: messenger RNA, 1202 nt
Organism: Paramecium pentaurelia
Lineage: Eukaryota; Ciliophora; Oligohymenophorea; Peniculida; Parameciidae
Source: the annotation of a GenBank genome assembly
AUGUACGUUUUGCUACUUCAAUUAGUGAUUCUAAUAUAAGGAUAUCCAAUUUUAGAAAAUGGUUAGUUACUAAUUGGAGCUGGAGGUUUGGCUUGUGAAAAAGACACAAUUACACAUAUCAAAUUCUUAAAUGUUUACAAAGCAUAUGUUCCAUAAGUAAUCUUUGUUUUGAGUAAUUACACAAAUGAAAUGCAAUUCUCUGAUUUUGCCUUAGACAUUCAUGUUGAAUUAAUGAAAGUUAACACAACAGGUAAUAUAGAAUCUAGAUAUAAUUAGGAUUCACAAUUCAAGUAGUUUGCUCUAAAAGCUGUAUAAAGUCAGUUCUUUAUACUUGGUAUGCUUUUGGAGGAGAUACUUAUGAUUCAGGAUGUUUUCCAUUAUAAGAAAGGGCUCAAGUAACAUUAGAACAAAUUUACACUUCUCCUAUGCAACAUUCAGUAUUCAUUUCUGGUUUUGCUGGUUUCUUCAAGUAUGGUGGGAAGAAGCCUAUGCUAAAAUUAUAUUCCUCUUUUGAUAAUUAAAAUCUAACUAUACAAGUUGAAUCUACAUUUUAAUAUGUGUACAUAUGCUAUAUUCUAGCAUAAGAUAUGAGUUCAACAACAUUAAAUGAUACAGAAGUAGCAAGUAAUUUUUAAGUAGUAUAUUCAAUAGCUCUGGUUUAAAAGGGGACAUAUUUAGAUGAUACAUUGAUAAUGGGAAUGGAAUCUUUUUAAUUAUUUGGCAAUAAUCUUUAAAUACAAAUGUUAAAUGAUAAAUCCUUCUUUCCUAAAUAAAUUGAAUUAACUGUUAAAGUUGCUAAACUAUAUGAACCAACUUAUAGGAGUUGUCCAAAAGUGUAUACAGAAUGUAUGUUCUAAGGAGAUCCUAUUUAUGUUUGUGAUGAGACUGUUAAAUUAACUAAUAUUUGGAAAGAAUUCAAAAGUUUAAGAGUGUAUGAUCAAAAAAUGAAAUUCAAGUUGAACAUUGUUAGCAAUGAUAAUAUCUUGGUAAAAUCUCAUUUAUGAUUCCCAUUCUAGUGGCUUUCUGAAGACAUUGAUUGUAGUUAUGACAUGUAUGAUUAAUUGAUGGAAUUCAAAAUAAAAAAUUAACCUAUAGAGAGAUAAAUAAUUAGAAAAAGAAAGAUGAUGGGAAUGCUUUAUGAUGAAUAAACUGAAGAGGAUUAAGAAUACUCUGAAGACACUAUUUUAAUUGGUUAAGCAUGA